CUCAAAGUACAAGAACAUGAACAACACGAUGGGACCCGAUCCCAACUCCGGUGGCUUUCUCGGCUCACAAAACAUCAGCGGCCUCGGAUAUGGCAUCGGGAUCUCGGUUGGGAUCCUUUUACUUAUUACCACCAUCAUACUCGCUUCCUACUUUUGUCAUCGAACCACGGAAUCGUCACCGUCAACAUCAACUGUGCGUAUCCGGGCCCAAAGGAAUAGUUUGGGUCAAGCCCUGAAUCAAGCGGACUCGACUCAUUGCGUGGUUGAUGUGGGGCUUGAUGAAGAGACGCUUUUGAGCUACCCGACCGUGCUCUACAAAGAUGCAAAGAUGAACAAAAGGGAUUCGGGGUCUUCGACGUGUUGUUCUAUUUGUUUGGCGGAUUACAAGGGAAGCGAUAUGCUUCGACAACUGCCGGAUUGUGGCCACCUUUUUCACGUCAAGUGUGUUGACCCGUGGUUGCGGUUAAACCCGACGUGUCCCAAUUGUCGGACCUCUCCGAUGCUGACACCACUCUCGACCCCUUUGGCUGAGGUGGUCCCACUUGCCAGGAGACGGGAUUGAUUGAUUUAUUCUAAUUUUGUUGGCUUAGUUCGACUCAGUUAAGGACUGUUUACUAGCUGCUGACUCGACUUUGAUACUAUAGAUUCACAAAUUUUUAUUGUUUACAAUGUACCGUAGAUCUUGUAAAUUUUUACACCAUUUAGAUGCAUUGGUUUUCCU
Cynara cardunculus var. scolymus (artichoke) is the source of this 721-nucleotide messenger RNA. RefSeq names its product RING-H2 finger protein ATL70-like. Bases 17 to 562 code for a protein of 181 amino acids. NCBI's taxonomy places the organism in Eukaryota, Viridiplantae, Streptophyta, Magnoliopsida, Asterales, Asteraceae. The transcript has a single exon. The record is from RefSeq and is a predicted model, not a curated record.